Lontra canadensis (Northern American river otter) is the source of this 1620-nucleotide messenger RNA. RefSeq names its product TIR domain containing adaptor protein (gene TIRAP). NCBI's taxonomy places the organism in Eukaryota, Metazoa, Chordata, Mammalia, Carnivora, Mustelidae. The record is from RefSeq and is a predicted model, not a curated record. Gene Ontology annotation, biological process: signal transduction. The transcript is spliced from 4 exons. The coding region runs from base 30 to 911 and encodes 293 amino acids.
CCUGGUGCUUCAGUUAGUGUCUCUGGUCUAUGCUGCCUGCACUCUGCUGCUGUGUUUUGGCUGCUCUGUCCUUCAGGCCAGUUGUCGGCAGAGGCAUCCUUGCCAGCAAUGAGCAGUGUUUGGUCCCUGGCCAUGGAUGGCUGUUCCAUAAGGUCAAGACUGAGUCCCCUCCCUUCAUUCACUUUACCAAUGCCUGGUCUCAUGGGGUUAGUUUUGAGCCCCCUACUAUGGCAUCAUCAUCAUCCUCCUUCCCAGCUCCUCGCUCCCGGUCCAAGAAGCCUCUGGGCAAGAUGGCUGACUGGUUCCGGCAGGCCCUGUCGAAGCCCAAGAAGCCGCUGGACCCUGCAGAGAGCACCUCCAGGGAUGUUUCCCAGCCGAGCUCCCAGGAGGAACCCCCCGCCCUGGGCCUCAGCUCAGCCUGGUCUCCCACCUCCCCACCCACACACGGGGGUGCCAGCAGCACCAGCAGCAGCAGCGGCGGCGGCCGCUGGAGCAAGGACUACGAUGUCUGCGUGUGCCACAGUGAGGAGGACCUGGUGGCCGCCCAGGAGCUGGUCUCCUACCUGGAGGGCAGCACGGCCAGCCUGCGCUGCUUCCUGCAGCUUCGGGACGCCACCCCGGGCGGCGCCAUCGUGACCGAGCUGUGCCAGGCCCUGAGCAGCAGUCACUGUCGGGUGCUGCUCAUCACCCCAGGCUUCCUGCGGGACCCGUGGUGCAAGUACCAGAUGCUGCAGGCCCUGAGCGAGGCCCCCGGGUCCGAGGGCCGCACCAUCCCGCUGAUGUCGGGCCUCACCAGAGCUGCCUACCCUGCCGAGCUCCGGUUCAUGUACUUCGUGGACGGCCGGGGCCCUGACGGCGGGUUUCGGCAGGUCAAGGAGGCUGUCAUGCGUUAUUUGCAGACCAUCAGCUGAUACUUCUUAUAUCACCUCGGGACCCAGCAAGUUGGAGCAAAGCUGAAAACCGAGUUAGAGAGCCCAGGGCCUCACAGGACCUCACGGGGCUUCACAGGGCCUCGGAUUCCAGCUGCUGUGACGAGGUGUAAGGAACCAGAGCUUCUAGCACUUUCUAUGUAAUCCUGUGGUCAGACGGCCCACCGGGCACCCAUUACUGUGGCCUCCCCAGGAAAGCCAUGGGCAAGCUGGGGACUCCCCCAGGAAGGUCAUGGGCAAGCUGGGGACUGCCCCCAGGAAGGCAUGCAGAAACUGGGGACUCGCCAGGAUGGCCAUGGGGAAGCCAGAAAUUGUAGGUGGCAGGAGGUGCUAACACCAAGAUGAUACCCCCUGUUUUGCCUCCCGCCUCGCUGGACACACAAACCUGGCACAUACCUACGUCUUCUUCCCUUGGGACUGUAGAGAGAUGAGUCCCACCCCCCAAGAGGCGACUCACCUGGGUCACAAGCUAGAAGCCUGCACUCCACGCUUCAGUGGGGCUGGUGUCCCCAAAGGCCAGGUACCUAGUUCUUCACACACUACUGCCCUUCCCUUUCCCAGGGACAUUGUCCACGCCAAAAACUACAUGAAAGACGCAUUCCGCACUGCACCGUAUUUAUUUUUAUUUUGUGUGUGUCGUAGAGACACACACCCAGAAACCAUUCUAAAUAGACAGGGGGAGGCAGGGAGU